AUGCUGCUCGUACUCCUGCUGGCAGCCUUUUCUUCUUCCAUCUCCGGCUCCCUCUCCUCCUCCCUCUCCUCCCCCUCCAUGUCGGACGGACCCCAGAUGGCAGACCCGUCCGCCUCGGACUUGAUGGCCGAGACCUGCAGCGCCUGCUCCUGCAUGUCGGUGGAAAACGUGCUGUACGUCAACUGCGAGAAGAUCACCGUCUAUCGACCCACGCAGCUCAUCCCGCCGGCCUCGUCCCUGUACCACCUGAACUUUCAGAACAACUUCUUAAUUAUACUCUACCCAAACUCGUUCCUCAACUUCACCCACGCUGUGUCACUGCAGCUGGGGAACAAUAAACUGCAGAACAUCGAAGGUGGAGCGUUCAUGGGGAUGAGCGCGUUGAAACAGCUGCACCUGAACAAUAACGAGUUAAAGGUGCUGCGAGCGGACACUUUCCAAGGAAUAGAAAACUUGGAAUACCUUCAGGCUGACUACAACUUGAUAAAAUACAUUGAAAAGGGCGCAUUUAACAAACUGCACAAGCUAAAAGUACUCAUCCUCAAUGAUAAUCUCAUACAGGCCCUUCCUGACAACAUAUUUCGCUUUGCCUCACUCACACACCUGGAUAUAAGGGGGAACAGGAUCCAGAAGCUUCCUUAUUUGGGGGUUCUGGAGCAUAUUGGGCGCAUUGUAGAGCUGCAGCUGGAUGACAACCCGUGGAAUUGUACCUGUGAUUUAGCACCUCUUAAGGCAUGGCUUGAAAACAUGCCCUAUAAUAUUUUUAUCGGCGAGGCCAUAUGUGAAACACCAAGUGACUUGUAUGGGAGGCUCCUGAAAGAAACCAACAAACAGGAGCUUUGUCCCAUGGGAACAGGAAGUGACUUUGACGUUAGGAUGCCACCCGUACCGCCUGAUAACGGGCAGUCACCCUCCAAAAUGUCCCCGACCACCGUGGUUCCUAUAGCCACAAAAGCGCCAAAAACCACUGACUCAUCUAAGAUUUACGGUAACGGUAUUGUGGCUGGUUUACCCCCUUUUGGAAGAAAUAGCCAGAUUGUUUCCUUUCAGACACGGACUCCGCCAUUGUUGUGUCCACAGCCCUGCAGCUGUAAAGCCCACCCCUCUGACUUUGGCAUCAGCGUCAGCUGUCAGGAGAGGAAUAUUAAAAAUUUAGCUGAUCUCAUUCCCAAACCCCCAAAUGCCAAGAAGCUUCAUCUGAGUGGAAAUUACAUCCGUGACAUUAGCCCAACUGAUUUCCAAGGGUUUGAGGGUUUAGAUUUGCUACAUCUUGGCAGCAAUCAAAUUGUCACAGUCCAGAAAGGUGUGUUUGCUAACCUCACAAACCUGAGGAGACUGUAUUUGAAUGGAAACCAGCUCGAACAGUUACACCCAGAGAUGUUUUUGGGCCUCUCGAACCUGCAGUACCUGUAUUUGGAAUACAAUGCCAUAAAAGAAAUCUUAGCAGGCACAUUUGAUUCCAUGCCGAACCUACAACUCCUGUAUCUCAACAACAACGUUCUGCGGAGCCUCCCUGCCUACGUGUUUGCGGGUGUCUCUUUAGCCAGACUGAAUCUGAAAAACAACCACUUCAUGACCCUGCCAGUGAGUGGUGUCUUGGACCAGCUGCAGUCAUUGACCCAGAUAGACCUGGAGGGGAACCCGUGGGAGUGUUCCUGCGAUCUUGUCGCCCUCAAACUCUGGCUGGAGAAGCUAAGUGAUGGAGUGGCUGCCAAAGAGGUGAAAUGUGCCUCCCCAGUGCAGUUCUCCAACAUAGAGCUGCGCCUCUUGAAAAAUGAGAUCCUGUGUCCGAAGCUCGUUGUGAGACCACCGUUUAUUCUGACAAGCGCCACCCCUAUUUUGACCUCAGUGUCACCUGCCGGAGUCGGCAAAGCACCACCAGGAGGGCCUGUGCCUCUCUCCAUCAUGAUCUUAAGCAUCCUCGUAGUGCUUAUCCUGACUGUGUUCGUGGCCUUCUGCCUUCUAGUCUUUGUCCUGAGGCGGAAUAAAAAACCAGUGGGCAGGCAGGAGGGCCUUGGGAACCAGGAGUGUGGCUCCAUGUCGUUGCAGCUCCGCAGACACAGCCACAAAUCCGGCAAGAAAGGCUCCAUCCCGGGGGACGACUUGGGAGCCGAGACGUUCAUCCCCCAGACCAUCGAGCACAUUGGCAAGAGCCACACCUGCGGGAUCGGACGCUCUUCGGACAUGGAUGCCGGGUUCAAGUUUGCAGACUCGCAGAGGCAGAAGAUCAUCCUCCGGAACACCGCCGACAAGGAUAAAGACUCGCUUUCCACCCUGGAGCGCAACAAACGCCUCAGCACCAUCGACGAACUCGAGGAGUUCCUUCCCCACCGAGAGCCCAGCAUGUUCAUCCAGAACUUCCUGGACAGCAAAAGAGAUUUCAACAGUAUAGGGAUGGGCGGGUACGAAAUCCGCUACCCAGAGAAAACGCUGGAUAAAAAGAUGAAGAAGUCAUCGCUGAUAGGCGGGAACCACAGUAAGAUCGUGGUGGAGCAGAGAAAAAGUGAGUAUUACGAGCUGAAAGCCAAGCUCCAAGGAACGCCUGAUUACCUGCAGGUGCUCGAGGAGCAGACUGCUCUGAGCAAAAUGUAGGGAUUGUUGUGUUUGAUUUAGCGCAUUGAUUACACACACAAACACACACACACACACACAAGGAAGUCAGACACACACGCAGGCAGACAGACAGCCAAACACAUCUGCCUUUCUCUGGUUCCUUCUGGCCACACACACACACACACACACAAACCAUUCAACCCCCUCGAUCUCUCGCUUUCCGUCCUCAUGUCCCUCUCUGCAGCCACAUGCACACACACUCCCACACACAGCAAAAAAAAGUGCCUUCUGGAAAUCCUUAAUGACCAAUGCAGAGAUGGACAAAAUGGCUCCACACUACAAAAGCUAUUACUAGAAUCAGCGUGGAUCUGUUUCACAGUAAACGACCUUUUGGAUUAUCCAUGCCACUACGUGUGUGAA
This is a messenger RNA of Chelmon rostratus (copperband butterflyfish), 2973 nucleotides long. RefSeq names its product SLIT and NTRK-like family, member 4 (gene slitrk4). Gene Ontology annotation, cellular component: glutamatergic synapse; membrane. Lineage: Eukaryota; Metazoa; Chordata; Actinopteri; Chaetodontiformes; Chaetodontidae. Gene Ontology annotation, molecular function: protein binding. The record is from RefSeq and is a predicted model, not a curated record. The transcript has a single exon. The coding region runs from base 1 to 2592 and encodes 863 amino acids. Gene Ontology annotation, biological process: axonogenesis; positive regulation of synapse assembly; regulation of presynapse assembly.